AUGUUUGGGUCUGAAGCAUUAUUGUUCAAUUCUAGGUUGAUUUUCAAUUAAUUCGAAAAGUUUCACGAAACCUAAAUGAUUACUAGCUUACUUUAUAAGCCUAUGUAAUAAAUUUUAGAAUAUAUAGGUUAGAUGAGUUCUUAUCAAAGAAACCUAUUAUCGUCAAUGAGGAGAAAAUGAGAUAAGAUGAUUCGAUAUAUGAUGAANAAAGUAUGAAAAUUUUUACCCUUUUAAGAUUGA
This is a messenger RNA of Paramecium octaurelia, 240 nucleotides long. NCBI's taxonomy places the organism in Eukaryota, Ciliophora, Oligohymenophorea, Peniculida, Parameciidae. The record is from the annotation of a GenBank genome assembly.